GUGUCUACAGUGUUUAUGGAUAUAUGAAAUCGUUUCAGAUAUUAAUUUAGUUUAAUUUCCCUGGAAUGUCCUGGGAAUACAAUAGGCGCGCAAUUUGGAUGUGGUGUGAACGUUUGGGAGGAGAGUGGGAGGUUAUCCUGACACGUGAAUGCUCCCAUAGGAGCACAUUCAUCCAUCCAUCUCCUCCAACUCUAGCGUGUUCUGGUCUCGGAGCCAGAGGAAAAGUUAAAGGGAGAGGAAUUUAGGGGCAGACUGAUAUACUCAGGGGGGCAGUUACUGGCAAGAGGGGCUUUAAAGGACGAAUGGCGAAAACGUGCUCUGGAUUCGGGAGGUUUUCCCCCUAAUGUUGACAUAACGGUUCGCCUCUUGCACAUAUAAAAGUCGUUUAGUAAAGUUUGGGACACUUCUAAAGCGCAAUGGCUGACCCGUUGAGUUUCAUGCAUCAGUCGGAUCAGGGCUCUAGCAGCGAAAGGAGCGACGAUUCCCCGUCUGCCGUGUCAGAGGAUGACUCGAGCGGCCACUGUGGCCACAUCUCCCCGCCUGACCCAGACUGGACCGAGGAGAGGUUUCGAGUUGACCGCAAGAAGCUAGAAACUAUGUUACUGGCAGCCAGUGAGGGGAGGAUAAAUGGAGGAGAGGAUUUUUUUCAGAAGGUCAUGGAUGAAACCAACACUCAGAUCGCCUGGCCGUCUAAAUUGAAGAUUGGGGCCAAGUCCAAAAAAGAUCCACAUAUUAAGGUCAGCGGAAAGAGGGAAGAUGUGCGAGAGGCAAAGAAAAAAAUAAUGUCCGUUCUUGACACAAAGAGUAAUCGCGUAACCCUGAAGAUGGAUGUAUCCCACACGGAACACUCGCAUGUGAUCGGAAAAGGAGGGAAUAACAUCAAACGGGUGAUGGAAGAGACGGGUUGCCACAUACACUUUCCUGACUCCAACAGACACAGUCAGGGAGAGAAGAGCAACCAGGUAUCAAUAGCGGGGCAGCCAACUGGUGUAGAAGCAGCAAGAGUUAAAAUACGAGAGUUGCUGCCAUUGGUGCUGAUGUUUGAAUGUAGUGGGGUGGUACAGCAGGUGGACUGUAGCUCUCCUGUAGUUCAGCAUAUAUCCCACACUUACAACGUCUCCAUUUCCUUCAAACCACCCUCCCAUCUCUAUGGUAACACUGCCAUUGUCCGUGGCAACCAGAACAAUGCCAAUGGCGUUAAGCGAGGAACAGCUUUGCUAUUGGAGCACCUUGCUGGGUCUUUAGCUGGUUCUGUUCUGGUCAGCACACAACUGGACAUCGCACCCCAGCACCACCUCUUCUUGUUGGGUCGCAAUGGAGCCAACAUCAAACACAUUACCCAGCACACGGGAGCCCACAUACACUUCCCUGACCUCAACACAACCCUUCAUUCCCCCACAUACACUAGCCGCUCCGCAGUCUACAUACAGGGAAGCAUCAACGCCGUAUGUGCAGCUAGACAGCAGCUCAUGGGCUGUCUGCCACUGGUGUUGAUGUUUGAUAUUAAGGAGGAGAUGGAGGUAGCGUCUCAGGUCUACACUGCACUUAUGGAGCAGCUAGAUGUCUUCAUCAGUAUUAAACCCAAACCAAAACAACCCAGCAAGUCUGUGAUUGUGAAGAGUGUGGAAAGGAAUGCUGGUAGUAUGUAUGAGGUACGUAGGAUUCUGUUGGGGCUGGAGUCCAGCUGCAUCCCCUCCUCCAUUAGUCCUGUCGCUGUUAACGGACAUACUUCUGCCUUCCCUCCCCUGAUUUGCUCCAUUGGACUGGACACUCUAGCCUCAGCUGGACUGAGGCUAAGCACUCUGUCUGGUCUUCUAAGAUCUUCAAUCAGCCCUGUUCCUAACGGUUCCCCCAACCCAACCUGUGUUCUUAAUGGACACGGCUCUGUGUUAAACAUCCAGAACGGAGCUGUGAAUAACACACAGCACAUUCACACACCUGCUCACUCACACACACAUUCACAUGCUUCUGGUCACACAGCAUCCUUUUGGCCCAGUGCUCUAAGUUCAACAGCUAACAUAGCAGAGUUUUCCUCUGAUCUGAUGUUGCAGUCCAUGUCUCAUUCGACUCUUAGUGGCCUUCUGCUCUCUGGAGUCCAGGGUCAAACACACACACCAUCCCCUCCACCUGGACUCGCAACGAUACACAAACCAGCCAGCACCGAACAUCUCAAUGGACAUCUUGGUAGUCCUGUGUACAGUAGGAUCUCGUCUGUAUCACUUAAGCCCACCCACUGUGACUCUGCCCAGGAAGUCAUCGGACAUGCCAAGUCCGAAUCCAUUUCCAAUAAAUCUACAGAUGAAGGCUCGGAUACAUUUGUUGAAGUGGGCAUGCCCAGAAGCCCGUCUCAUUCAGCCAAUGGGAGUGAGCUAAAGCAGAUGCUGAGCUCUUGCACGGCAUCAUCAGGGAAACGACAAACAAUGGAACUUCUGCAGAGAACCAAGAACUCGCUUCUGCAUGUGGCGUGUGUGUUGGCAGAUUCUGAAUGUGAGAAUACAGUGACUGAUAAAAGAGCACCAGGAAGUGAGAGAGCAGCAGAAAGAAGACUGGCACCACAUAUACAGGCUUUUGACUAUGAGAAAAAAAAGUUACUAGCCACUAAAGCCAUGUUAAAGAAGCCGGUUGUAACAGAGAUUCGGACCCCAACAAAUACCUGGAGUGGGUUGGGCUUCUCGAAAUCAAUGCCAGCCGAGAGCAUUAAAGAGCUGCGCAGGGCGAACCAUGUGCCAUACAAACCCAGCAUGAGCACGACAUAUGAGGACUCUCAUCUGUCUAUGUCACUCUCUGGGAGUCGAGAAAGUUUGGGUAAUGGCACAGAAUCUGAUAAUUGGGGUGAUCGGAACGGGAAUGUUAACAUCAAUGGGAACGGACUCUCAGGAAACUCUGAAUUUUCCCCUGCUGUCAGCAGCCCAAAGAAAAUCAAGAACAAAUCUAGUGAACAGUAUCUCAGCAGCAAUUAUAUGGACAGUAUCUCGAUAUCAGGUGGUAAUGGCUGCUCUCUCAGCUCAUCCCUUAAAGGAACAGAACUCCCUGAGCUUUUCAGCAAACUCGGUCUUGGCAAGUACACAGACAUCUUCCAGCAGCAGGAGAUUGAUCUGCAGACAUUUGUCACCCUGACGGAUCCAGAUCUGAAGGAACUCGGAAUCACAACGUUUGGUGCUCGCAGGAAAAUGUUACUUGCGAUUUCAGAGCUGAACAAGAGCAGGAGAAAGCUCUUUAACACACCCAACAUCCGCUCCUCCUUUUUAGAAGGCGGGGCCAGUGGUCGCCUGUCGCGCCAGUUCCACGCAAACGUGGCGAGUGUCAGUGGUCGCUGGUGAUCUCAUAUCUUUACGUGCUCACAGGUAUCCAUCCACUCCAUGGUCCUGCCUUAGAGGUGAACCAGAUAUCCCUUAUCUAAACUGGACUGUGGCUCUUAUUCUUACUGGACUCUAGUUGAUGUAGAAAGCCAUAAUGAGAUGUGACGACUGUGCCUUUAAAUAUACAAAAAAGAAAUUGUUCAAUGUUGUUAAGAGAAUGUGCCAAUAAUUUUGUCUCGCAUUUACUCUGGGUUAACAGGCAAAGGCACAGAGAUAAAUAACUAACCAUACUGUCAGCAAGCACGCUUCGGUAUUGGUGUCUAGCACUUUAAUCUGUAAACUCUGCUGUUUUUGCCUGUUGGUUGUAUGCAACUUUUUUUUUUUUUUUUUUGGUAACUUCAGUCUUUCCAGUGACAAAGCCAAACACAUGCACUUAUUUAGCAGGAAUUUCCAGGUCACACACAAAGAUCAGCUGCUUGGUAAUCACAACCAGCUGAUGCUAAUGUUGUUUACCGCUUUAGAUUGACUGUUUUUUCAUGUUCAGUAUUUAAUUACUGAUUGGCCAUUGCAGUGUUGUUUUAUUUUAUAGUUGCAUUAUGUCCUCAUAUUUUUAUGUUAAUCUUUUUUAAGAGGCAUUAUCGGUUUACAUAUAUUUUUUCCAUUUGUUACAGCUUUUUAGUUGACAUCUUUUGUUGUUUGUUUAGAUUGCUUUCUUCUUCACUAGAACUUCUCACAGUCAUCUCAAACAGAUGUCAGUCCGAAUGGAUCCACUCAGUUUCUAUGUGGCAAAAAUGAAGUCUGUUUGUUUUCUUCUGAACAAUGUGAAGAAUAGCAGUACGCCUGGAGUGAUGUAGAAAAAAUUAAAUAUCGGUUCUUAUUUUGUUUUAGGAAUAUUUGUUUCAUCAGUUGUAUUUACGUUUGACCUGUAGCACAAACAUAAAAUAUUAUUUGCAUUAGCUGCUAUACCUAAAAAUGUAAUUAGGUCUAAAUUCUAAGCGUUUUGAUUGAGUUUGGCGAGUGUUUGUCAGUGUGUGUGAGUGUGUGCAUGUGUGUGUGUGUGUGUGUAUGUGUAUCCGUCACUCGAAGCACAAAGUCAUAUAUGAAACUCAAGGGCUACUGUCAUUAAACCUAUGAUUUUCAGUGUCUUUGAUUUUCAGUGUCCUUGACCAGAAAUUAAUUUUUUUUUUCAUCUGUUUAUACUUAAUAUUCUUUCAUUAGUUAUUUCAUUAGAAUUUGUUUCUGUUUUUCCAACCAGAUUGUGUAUGUCAUCUUUGAAAGUAUUCAGAGUAAACAAGGUUAUGUGGCCUUUGGUAUAAGAUUUGUAGUGCAUUCACGGUACAGGCUGAAAUGAAGAAUGUAAACCAUGUAGAAAAAUCUUUUGCAACGUAUCUAUUGUUAAAUACUAACAUUUAUCAGAAGAAACCAUGCUUAACUCUUUUAUAUGCCUUUGAGUUUGUUUUUGUUUUAUGGAAGAAAAAAAUAUUACACAAAAAGUUUGCAGUAUUCUUAUAUCAUUGCUCAGUGAUAUUAGUAACCUUUGUUGCACAUUAAGUCCAAAGUAAAAUUCUUGUAUGGUUCACGUGCAAAAUAUGGACUUGUAGAGAUUAUAUUCUUCACAAUAGUGGAACCAAUGUAUAUGGUUACAUUUCUUACAGAGCAGGGAAUCCUGUGAGGGUUUGUGAUCGAGAUUCAUUUUCUUUCUGUCUUUACAUUUGACAAAUCAUGUCUGUUCACUGAGUUAUUUCCCACUUUUCACCUGAAAUAACUUUACUGUUGCAACAGUCUUUUUUCCCCAUAUUUUUCUAAGUGAACAACUGUGUUGUUCUGUUUAUAGGUUGUGCUAACUUUGUCUUGAAGUAGAGCAUUAUGGGAGCAGAACUUUUGUUUUGGUUUUUCUGGAUGUGAAUAGAAUUACAUUUGAAUCUUUGACAAAGGGAACAAUGUUCAUGUUUUUGCCUUUUAAAAAUGUUCUGUAAGUCUAAAUCAGUGUCCCUAAAAUGGACAAAAGCCAUUUGCUGCCUGUGAUUUGUGUUGCCAGAGUAUUACUAUCUGAAAGUAACAGAAAAAAGGGAAUACGAACAAAAGUAAAAAAAAAAAAAAGAAAAGCAAAAAUAUUUGAAAUGUUCACCACAGAUUUGUGGUAUUGUUCCAGAAAAUAAAAAUGUA
Molecule: messenger RNA, 5465 nt
Organism: Myxocyprinus asiaticus (Chinese sucker)
Lineage: Eukaryota; Metazoa; Chordata; Actinopteri; Cypriniformes; Catostomidae
Product: protein bicaudal C homolog 1-B-like
Exons: 21
Coding region: 417-3320 (967 amino acids)
Cellular component (GO): cytoplasm
Molecular function (GO): protein binding; RNA binding
Source: RefSeq, a predicted model, not a curated record